AUGGCCCAGAGGGCAGGCCUGGGGCCUAGGCGGCUGAAGGCUGUGGCCAUUCUGCUUUUGCUUGGAUUAUUCCGGUCCGGGCUGGGAGCUGCCGGGGCUGGGGCUGAAGCCUCCUGCGGUGUGGUCUCCCAAGCACGCAUCACAGGUGGUAACAGUGCAAUCCCUGGCCAGUGGCCCUGGCAGGUCAGCAUCGUCUACGAUGGCAUUCACGUGUGUGGUGGUUCUCUCGUGUCUGAGCAGUGGGUGCUGUCGGCUGCUCACUGCUUUCCAAGGGAGCACCGCAAGGAAGACUAUGAGGUGAAGCUAGGGGCCCACCAGCUGGGCUCCUACACUCCUUCGGCUGAGGUCCGCACUGUGGCGCAGGUCAUUUCCCACACCAGCUACCACCACGAGGGCUCCCAGGGGGACAUCGCACUCCUCCGUCUCAGCAGCCCCAUCACCUUCUCCCGCUACAUCCGGCCCAUCUGCCUCCCUGCAGCCAACGCCUCCUUCCCCAAUGGCCUCCAAUGUACUGUCACUGGAUGGGGCCAUGUGGCCCCCUCAGUGAGCCUCCAGUCCCCCAGGCCACUACAGCAACUUGAGGUACCACUGAUCAGUCGUGAGACAUGUAACUGCUUAUACAACAUCAAUGCCAAGCCUAAUGAGCCCCACUCUAUCCAGCAGGACAUGGUGUGCGCUGGUUAUGUAGAGGGGGGCAAGGAUGCCUGCCAGGGUGACUCUGGGGGCCCACUCUCCUGCCCUGUUGGGGGCCUCUGGUACCUGGCAGGCAUUGUGAGCUGGGGUGAUGCCUGUGGGGCCCCCAACAGGCCUGGUGUGUACACUCUGACCUCCAGCUAUGCCUCCUGGAUUCACCACCACGUAGCAGAGCUCCAGCCUCGGGUGGUGCCCCAUAUCCAGGAGUCGCAGCCCGAUAUCAACCUCUGCAGCAAGCAUCUGGCCUUCAACUCCACCCCACGCCAGGGUGUGCUGGGGCUCAUCCUUUUGCUGCCACUAGCCCUGACCCUGGGCCUCCUCCACCCAUGGUGGGAGCACUGAGCUGCUCGCCCUGGGAGCUGACUGUUCCCA
This is a messenger RNA of Molossus molossus (Pallas's mastiff bat), 1065 nucleotides long. RefSeq names its product serine protease 8 (gene PRSS8). NCBI's taxonomy places the organism in Eukaryota, Metazoa, Chordata, Mammalia, Chiroptera, Molossidae. The coding region runs from base 1 to 1035 and encodes 344 amino acids. Gene Ontology annotation, molecular function: sodium channel regulator activity; serine-type endopeptidase activity. The transcript is spliced from 6 exons. The record is from RefSeq and is a predicted model, not a curated record. Gene Ontology annotation, biological process: proteolysis; positive regulation of sodium ion transport.